AUGAGCAUUGGAAUUCUCUUUCUCUUGCUGCUGAGGCUAUCGGCGACACAGGCACACCCUUCCGUGGGGUUCCCGCUCAACGAACAGCUCCCGGAUAUCGCCAGAAUAGGCGAAAACUACCAGUUCGUCAUCAACUCGCAAACCUUCGAGUCGGACAAGGGCGAGGCAAUCCAAUACCAGGCCCACGGCCUACCCGACUGGUUGAGCUUCGACUCGUCCUCCCUCAAGCUGUCUGGCUCUCCCACCGGCAAUGACACAACAGGACAGGUGGACUUCGUCCUGGAGGGCACAGACAGCGAGGGGAGUCUCAACAAAUCAUGCUCCAUCUAUCUUUCCGACCAGCCGGCUCCGGUCAUAAACGCAAAUGAAACCAUCAUUGACCAGCUGCAAAAAAUGGGGACCACAAACGGCUACAAAGGUAUCAUCCUAAAGGCCCAGGACACAUUCAGUUUCAAGUUUGACAGCGAUACCUUCCAACUCCCCUCAAGCUCCAGUAACAAAAUCGUGGCCUACUACGGUAAAAGUGCCAACAGAACAUCCCUACCAAGUUGGUGUUUCUUUGACGCAGAUACGCUAACUUUCUCGGGCACAGCACCAUUUGUCAACUCCGUGAACGCACCUAGUUUGCAAUUCGACUUGACGCUGAUUGCAACUGACUACGCAGGCUAUUCUGCAGCCUACUCCGAUUUCAACAUCGUUGUUGGGGGUCACGAGUUGUUUCUCAACGCUUCAGGCGGGUUCGAUAACAUUGUCAACACCAACCCUGGCGAUACAUUCUCGGCCGAGUUACCCAUUGAAGACGUGUAUUUGGAUGAUAAGCAAAUCGAAACAAACCAAAUAUCUAACGUUGUCGUUUACAAUGGUCCUUCGUGGGUCCAUGUGGAAAACAACACACAGCUCACUGGUACAGUUCCCUCAGAUCAAACUUCCAACGUUGUUGUCAAUGUUACCCUAUUCGACACCUACGGUGAUUCCCUAUUCAUGGAUUUUGACAUUAAUGUUGUCCAUGAGAUUUUUGCGGUCGAUUCACUUUCAAAUGUCACUGUGUCUGAUGGGUCUCUAUUCCAGUACACUUUACCCGACUCUUACUUCAAAAAUAAAACUGCCACUGACCUCGAUGCCGUAUUCAGUGAUACCUGGUUGACCUUUUACCACUCAAACAACACCUUCGUUGGGAAAGUUCCAGAUGAUUUCAAGUCCACAGUAAUUGAACUCGAUGCAUCUAUGAAUAGCAUGAAGCAAGUGAAAAAAUUCUACCUUACAGGGAAGCCCAAAAUUUCAUCUUCUUCUUCAUCAAGAAUGUCCUCUUCCAAAAUGUCUUCCUCUUCGAGAAAUUCUUCGUCUUCGAAAAUACCUUCUUCCUCAAAGAUUUCAUCGUCUAGGUACUCCUCUUCCACUCUAUCUUCCUCCAGCACUAUGAGCAGUUAUAGAUCAGCUUCCAGUUCGGCUACCGCUGCUUUUUCUUCAUCUUAUUCCGCUGCCUCGGCAACCUCGUCAUUAUCCCCUUUUUUAAAUCAGAACAAGAAUUCUGACGCUGACACGAAAAAGAAACUAGCAAUUGGAUUAGGAGUAGCUAUUCCUAUUGUCGCAAUUCUUUCAGCAUUGUUACUCUUCUUUUGCUGUUGUGCUAAGAAUAGAAAGAAAAAUCAAGGAGAGGAAGGUGGUGACAACGAUAAGCCAUCAGGUUCUGGAGCUCUGUAUUUGAUGAAAGAGCAAGGAUCAUCCAAUGCUACAGUAACCUCUGCCCGUGUUCUAGCAGAAAAGAAUUUGACCAACCUUGAAAAGGAUAGCGAUGCAUCUUCGUAUUACUCAGUGGCACAGUCAACAUUAACAGAUGGCUCUAACCAUAACUUAUAUCAAGCUGCAAAACAACAAGCUAGUACAGAUCAACUUUUGACGGAUCCAAAUAGCUCUACUAGUAAUAACAACAGUGGGAUAUUCAAUUCGUGGAGAAGAUCGUCAAAUGGCAACCUGAAAACAAGAGACUCUUUAGGCUCUUUGGCCACUGUUGCAACUAACGAAUUGUUGACCGUCAAUAUGAUAAAUGAAGCCAAACUACGAAAAAGUCAAAUGAUAUAUCCAAAAAUGUCAAAACUACGAAAUAUAAACAAUAGUACUGAUUCAAUGUUUAAUGGUGAAGGCACUGAUCUUCUUGCAGCCAACAAUAGUUUAGCCACUCUAAGAGAAGAGGUGAAUAAAAAUCCUAUCUCUAGAGACGGAUCAUCGCAAACGAUUUCGUCAUCCGAAGCUCAAUUGGUUGGUUUUAACGACAGUGGAUCAGUGGCUAGAAAAAUUCAGAGAGAGAAGAAAUCAUGUCAGGGUGAAUUGUAUAAUAUAGGUGAUGAUGAUGAUUUUGGAGAUAACAUCAGCAACUGA
This is a messenger RNA of Pichia membranifaciens NRRL Y-2026, 2376 nucleotides long. RefSeq lists its product as hypothetical. The transcript has a single exon. Gene Ontology annotation, molecular function: calcium ion binding. Bases 1 to 2376 code for a protein of 791 amino acids. Gene Ontology annotation, cellular component: membrane. NCBI's taxonomy places the organism in Eukaryota, Fungi, Ascomycota, Pichiomycetes, Pichiales, Pichiaceae. The record is from RefSeq and is a predicted model, not a curated record.